Messenger RNA from Trichophyton benhamiae CBS 112371, 1188 nucleotides. RefSeq lists its product as uncharacterized. NCBI's taxonomy places the organism in Eukaryota, Fungi, Ascomycota, Eurotiomycetes, Onygenales, Arthrodermataceae. The transcript has 4 exons. The record is from RefSeq and is a predicted model, not a curated record. The coding region runs from base 1 to 1188 and encodes 395 amino acids.
AUGGAGCUUCUUCCAAUUUUCAAAAAGGCCUACUGGCUUCUGGCAGCUAGCGGCCUCCUAUAUUUACUAGCUGUCCUGUCCUUGACACACCCAGGUGUCCAACGAGGGUAUCUAUUCAAGCUUGCCUUUCACUACCAAUCCCAGGUCCAACCUUUCACUCUUACUACCCCUGAUAAUGAAACCCUUUACUCCUGGCACAUUAUUCCCACACAUCUUUACAAGGACAAUGAGGAUCUGCUUUUACAGAACCCUCCUUCAGGGCCUCCAGAUGACAUUACCAAGACACCUGCAUUCCAGCUGUUAGCAAAGGAGAAAAACUCAAGGGUCGUUGUGAACCUUCAUGGGAAUGCAGCUGACAUCGGGACUGGAUAUCGUCCCAAAGUUUAUCAAAAUUUCCUCUCUGCCUCCACUCCGUCUCGACCUGUCCAUGUCAUUGCCUUUGACUAUAGGGGAUUUGGGAGAUCUACAGGUAAACCAACCGAAGAAGGGUUAAUUACGGAUGCUCUUACUGUAGUUAACUACUUAACCUCACCACCACUCUCGAUUUCCCCCAAAAGGAUUGUCAUUGCAGGUCAAAGCUUAGGAACAGCUGUUGCCAGUGCCCUAGCUGAACGCCAUACGUUCGGAAAUCCUUCAGACUCCUCCCCUGUAAAGGCCAAAGAGUCAUUUGCAGGGGUCAUUCUCAUGGCACCAUUUACUAAUAUCCCACAGCUUCUCCACUCUUACUGCAUCAUGGGUUUUAUUCCUCCAAUUCUUUCACCUUUACUUCAAUACCCACAGCUAAAGAAAUACAUACUGGAUCGCCUCCUGGAUCGAUGGGACACAGCAGCUAGACUUGCUGCUUUGACAGGCAUUGCCCCAAAACAGGCACAAAACCACGAGUCGUUGCCAUUUGAUUUGACCAUUAUACACGCUAUCAACGACCGUGAUAUUCCAUGGCGUGAAGGUAGAAGUGUAUGGGACGCAGCUACUGGUGGAGAAAUGGCUGUUGAACUUGGAUCCUUUACGCACAAUCAUACUUCUGAAGAUGGAGUCAUCCAAUCCACCGUAUGGGAGAGAAUGGAUGGGCCUAGUAAGGCAUUGAAGAGAGUUAGGUGGGAAAGGGUUAGAUAUGGAGGUCAUAAUGAAAUCGGUACCCUCAAUACCGUUGCUGUUGCUCUCCUGAGACUUCUCGAUAAACCAAUAUAA